GGCACAAAAGGCUUCAAAUAAAUAAAAUUCUUGUUAAAUUAACUAAAUUACCGCAAUGGAAGAUAUAGUAUCAGGUCAAAGUAACUUAAGGAUUGCUCUUACAUCGUGUGAAGAUCCAUUAAAAGCUAUAGAAGCAUUCCAACUGAGGAAUGGAAUUGCAUUUCAGUCACUGCGCCCAAUGCUGCCAUUACUUGAUCUUCAUAUGAUCCCACGAUUAGAUUUCCAUACAUCAAUACUCGAGGAAUUGAGAGAUAAAUUGAUCCAGCAAAUAAAUGACAUGAAUACUAAAACUGAUGUUAAGGAACGAGAUAAGAAGUUAAAGGAACUGCUGAAUAAAAGUUUCGGAUUGAUUCGAGUUAAGCAACUUCGUCCAGCAGUCAUGGCAAUUUUAAAAAGUAUGAAGCAGAUUGAUGAUAAAUACUUGCGAGUUUUAGUCCGUGACCGUGAACUUUAUUCAGCAUGUGAUGUAGAAGUUAAAAGACAAAUUUGGAGAGAUAAUCAGAGCUUGUUUGGUGAUGAAGUAUCACCUGAAUUGUCUCAGUAUAUCCGUGUUAAAGACACAAUCAUUUACGAUCAUUUAAAUCUCAACAAUUUGUUCUUCUCGCCAUCACCAAAGAACAGACGUCAAGGAGAAGUUGUCCAGAAACUGGCACACAUGAUUGGAUCAUCUGUUAAGCUAUACGACAUGGUCCUUCAGUUCCUUCGAACACUCUUUUUACGUACGAGAAACGUCCAUUAUUGUACAUUACGUGCAGAACUGCUUAUGGCUCUUCAUGAUCUCGACAUUCAGGAAAUCAUCUCAGUUGAUCCAUGCCAUAAAUUUACAUGGUGCUUGGAUGCUUGCAUCAGAGAGAAGCAAGUCGAUAUUAAAAGGUCACGUGAGUUGCAAGGAUUUCUAGACAACAUUAAGCGUGGACAUGAACAAAUUUUGGGUGACUUGUCAAUGACAUUAUGUGAUCCAUACGCAAUCAAUUUCCUGGCAACAUCAGCCAUUAAGAUUUUAUUGCAUUUAGUCAGCAUUGAUGGAUUACCAAGAAGUAACCAAAUUCUGAUUUUAUUGCUACGAAUGCUGUCAUUAGGACUGUCAGCAUGGCGUAUGAUUGAUACUCAAGAUUUUAAAGAAUCAAAGUUUGACAUUCAAAUAUUGACAAAAUUCCUGCCUGCAUUAUCAUCACUUAUGGUUGAUGAUCAAGCUCGUUAUUUCCACUCUCGAUUACCACCAGACGAGCGAGCAAAUGCUUUAGUUGUAAUUGAUCACGAAGGUCCAGUUCCAGAGGCAAUUGAAGCAUAUAUCCAAGAAAGUUCUGUUGCAUCUAUUCUAACUAUGUACUAUGCACUGCAUGUAGCUAAACAAAAGGAUCGAAUUGGACUGUUGAGAAUCCUUACAAUUUUGUCAUCAUGCAAAGAUGAUCGAGCUUAUGAAGAUCCAUUCCUGCAUUCCUUAAUCGCACAUCUAAUUCCAAUGGCUGAUGAGUUUUCAAACGAAGAUUUUUGUACUGGAUUAUUUGAUGGAUUUCUAUUUGCUGGCUUAAACCGUGACAAUGUCAGCAAGCACAUCAUGAAGUUGUUGUGGUAUGUUCAUGCUAAGAUUAACAGAAUCAGAUUGAAUACUGUCCUUAAGGCAAUUGAACCAGAAUAUGUGAAUGAACUUUAUGACGCAUUAGUAAAGAAAAUUGAGCUGAUUCCCGAACCUAUGCAGAUUGAGACUAAUUAAGGUGGAAUAUAAUAGGAUUAAGGACAACUUAUGUUUUAAGCGAUUAUGUAAAUUUAUAAAAAAAAAAACUAUUAAAGUUUACCAAAAG
This is a messenger RNA of Chironomus riparius, 1802 nucleotides long. Lineage: Eukaryota; Metazoa; Arthropoda; Insecta; Diptera; Chironomidae. The record is from the annotation of a GenBank genome assembly.